This is a messenger RNA of Lemur catta (Ring-tailed lemur), 1973 nucleotides long. RefSeq names its product carboxypeptidase E (gene CPE). NCBI's taxonomy places the organism in Eukaryota, Metazoa, Chordata, Mammalia, Primates, Lemuridae. The record is from RefSeq and is a predicted model, not a curated record. The transcript is spliced from 9 exons. Bases 1 to 1392 code for a protein of 463 amino acids. Gene Ontology annotation, biological process: proteolysis. Gene Ontology annotation, molecular function: zinc ion binding; metallocarboxypeptidase activity.
AUGGCCGGGCGCGGGGCCCGGGCGCUGCUGGCGCUGGGCGCACUGGCCGCCUGCGCGGGGCUCGUGGGCGCCGAGGCGGGCGCGCGGCGCCGGCGCGGGGACGGCCUGUCCUUCGAGUACCACCGCUACCCCGAGCUGCGCGAGGCGCUGGUGUCCGUGUGGCUGCAGUGCACCGCCAUCAGCAGGGUCUACACGGCCGGGCGCAGCGCCGAGGGCCGGGAGCUGCUGGUGCUCGAGCUGUCCGACAACCCAGGUGUCCACGAGCCAGGUGAGCCCGAGUUCAAGUACAUCGGGAACAUGCACGGCAACGAGGCCGUGGGGCGGGAGCUGCUCAUCCUCCUGGCCCAGCACCUGUGUGACGAGUACCAGAGGGGCAACGAGACGGUCGUGAACCUGAUCCACAGCACACGCAUCCACAUCAUGCCCUCGCUGAAUCCCGACGGCUUUGAGAAGGCGGCGUCCCAGCCUGGCGAGCUCAAGGACUGGUUUGUGGGUCGGAGCAAUGCCCAGGGAAUAGACCUGAACCGGAACUUUCCAGACCUGGACAGGAUAGUUUAUGUGAAUGAGAAACAAGGUGGCCCAAACAAUCACCUGCUGAAGAAUAUGAAGAAAAUUGUGGAUGAAAACACCAAGCUGGCCCCGGAGACCAAGGCCGUAAUCCACUGGAUCAUGGACGUGCCCUUCGUGCUUUCCGCCAACCUGCAUGGCGGGGACGUCGUGGCCAACUACCCCUACGACGAGACCCGCAGCGGUCGUGCCCACGAGUACAGCUCCUGUCCCGACGACGCCGUGUUCCAGAGCCUGGCCCGGGCGUACUCGGCCUUCAACCCCGUCAUGUCGGACCCCAGCCGGCCGCCGUGUCGCAAGAAUGAUGAUGACAGCAGCUUUGUAGACGGAACCACCAACGGGGGCGCUUGGUACAGUGUGCCCGGCGGGAUGCAGGACUUCAAUUACCUCAGCAGCAACUGUUUUGAGAUCACCGUGGAGCUCAGCUGCGAAAAGUUCCCACCUGAAGAGACGCUGAAGGGCUUCUGGGAGGAUAACAAGAACUCGCUUCUUAACUACCUGGCACAGAUACACCGGGGAGUUAAGGGGUUCGUCCGAGACCUGCAGGGGAACCCGAUCGCCAACGCGACCAUCUCCGUGGAAGGAAUAGACCACGACGUGACCUCCGCAAAGGACGGUGAUUACUGGAGACUGCUUGUUCCUGGGAACUACAAGGUCACAGCCUCGGCCCCCGGAUACCUGGCAAUAACCAAGAAGGUGGCGGUUCCGUACAGCCCUGCCGUGGAGGUUGAUUUUGAACUGGAGUCAUUUUCUGAAAGGAAAGAAGAGGAGAAGGAAGAAUUGAUGGAAUGGUGGAAAAUGAUGUCAGAAACUCUGAACUUCUAAAAAGGCUUCUAAUUAGCUGCUUUUAAUCUACCUAUAUAAUGUAGUUUGAUGUAAUGUGGCCAUAUUAUUUUACAUUUUGUGCAGUUAAUAUUUAAUGUUGGCUUAUUUUUAAUCACUUAAAUAUCAAUUGAUGUUACUUAAAUAGAAUGUUAGGUGAAAAUAUAAGAACUUGAUCUAUUUCAUUCGCUUCUAUAGCAUUAAUUUCCUACAUCAGUUACACAGAGGACUGCAGGAAGGUUAUUAAGUGAUCUUGCCAUUUUAGGAUUAAAUGCAACAUUCCAGGUGUUAUUUGCAAUACCAGAACUUCUUGAGUAAUUCUAGCUUUUAAAAAUUAGUGAAGUUCUUUUAAUGUAAUCAGUGACAAUGUCACAUAGUUAAUGCCAUUGAAAAGGCUGACAUGCGGCGUGGAGCGGUGAGCACGCUGCGGCCAGACGUCAGCAGUUCCCAGUGUGAAUUGUCAUUUCCCUUGUGCUGAGCAGCUAUCUACGCAUGAUCUCGUGAAUGCAUUUGUGAUGGUGAGAAAUGUACGUGUUUGCUGGGAGAUUUGUGAACAGAAUAAAGACUGACUUGCGUGUCUAACA